Messenger RNA from Fusarium odoratissimum NRRL 54006, 8393 nucleotides. Its product is annotated as TatD DNase. Bases 5000 to 6280 code for a protein of 426 amino acids. Gene Ontology annotation, cellular component: cytosol. The record is from RefSeq and is a predicted model, not a curated record. The transcript has 3 exons. Gene Ontology annotation, molecular function: 3'-5'-DNA exonuclease activity. Lineage: Eukaryota; Fungi; Ascomycota; Sordariomycetes; Hypocreales; Nectriaceae.
CUUCAUCUCAAUGCCACGUUUUCCGUCUCGUCAUCGUGACGAUCUUGGUUGUCACUUCAUUGAAUUCAAUUCCUAUCGGAAUUCUGUUUCAUGUUUCAUUCCUGAUCAACUGUCGUCUGAUCAUCGUCAUGGUUAAAACUGAUAAUCUUAUGGAGAUGCUUAAAAACGAAGUGCGACAAUUAUCGGCCCCUUGGAAGACCGGAACCUCGCACCGAUCGAAGCAUCUCAUAAACUUGAGACACCAGCCACUGUCUAACUUGCAGUUCAGCUCGCAUAUUGUGGCUGGCUCUCCCUGCGACGUCGUAAUGUCUCGCCAUCUCCAAUUUGGCAGAGUUUUGGAGGUCACCAGCCCAGCCCUCUCAAAGUCCCUUUCAUUUCCAGCAGCCCAAUCGCAAGGGACCUGGCUUUGAAACUGGAUAAUACCUUAUUGGGACUCGGGUCACAUUCGUAAACUGUCGCAUCAGAACCAAUUGGUGAUUAGAGUGUAGCCUAACACCUGGAAAUGCAGUAAAUUGCCCAAUUGGGUAUGCUCCAGGGUGGCUGUGUUGUUCAAACUCUCAGACCUCGUAGCACAAUAAUCGACGGCUCUAGAGUCUCGAUCUACUGUAGUUCAAGAGCUGUAUAUUGCGAUAGACAAGGAUAUCCAGCUCUAUUAUCGAAUUAUCGAUGCACGAACCCGUAGACCUUCAACUUGUCUUGCUAGACUGUUGCUGAUCACCACAUUCAGCUGAGCUUGCAUAAUCGGGCGUCGCGCCAACAGCAAAAGUGUCAUCUCGAUAGUGACAACGAUCUUCGCCGAACUGCAGCUACCCUUGGUUGCCUGCCAUUGGAUAUCAAGAAGAACGGUAAAGGCUUCAACUUCAAUCGGAAAACAGUUACCCACGUACGCCAGCUUCAGUUGACUGCCGCUAUUAUUCUCAACGCCCAUCAGUCCAAGCCACUUCAUGUCCAUGCCAAAAUGCCCAUGGAUUACAGAGAGUAUCACAGCACAACGAAAUAUUAAACAUAAAAUAUUAUUCAAAUGCGCAAGCAUCAACAUAAACUAUCCAAGUCAAUAGCAGCUGCAGCUUCACGAGCAGACUUCCAUGGUCUCAAUAUCAUGAAUCUAACAAUAUACUCCAGUAUAAGCAUGCCCAACGGGGAUCAUUGUCUCCCAAGAUACCCAUACAUAACCAAACAUCAAAUUACCUUUCCCUUGCUGUAUCGUAGCAUGCCUCCCAAAACAUGUCUUCGUUUUCAACUCAUCCAUUGUCAUAAAUACACGUGCGCAGACAGCUCUUGCUGUUUUCUAACCGCUGCACAUAAUGCAGGACUCGGGAUCCUCAAUGCUGCCUGUUACACGAUUAGUAUCUUCAUUCACGCCGAAGGAACGUUUGUCACUCACACUGCAGGACGGCCUCCGAGUAGAUAUCGCGCUCACGAUCCUCGUUGUCCUUGUCUUGAUCCUCAGACUGAGGGUUCUUCUUGACACCCAGCUCUUCUUCCUGAACCUUCUCGGCAGGCUCAGUAGGAAGAGCCCUGGGGCUGUCACCCUCCUCAACAUCAGCCUUGAUGGUGGGUGCACGUCCAGGUACCGUCGCAGUACCAUUCAGGCUCUUGGCGGCAUUGCCGUUCAGGCCGCUGUCUUGGGAGCCAGUCCUGCUACCGUUCAGUUCAGUACGUCCCAUAGUUGAGGGCGAGGACAUGAGGUAGCUUGAACCAGCAGGAGGAGCACGCUUCUUUAGAGGCUUGAUCUGAGCCGAAUUGGAAUCGGCAAGCUUGAGAGCCUGUUGAUCAACAGUGAACUGAAUAGGAGCAGCAGCAGCCUGUGUACGAAGGUAGUACAUGCCAGUCUUGAGGCCAAGCUUCCAGCCUGCAAAGUGCAUACUGGUGAUCUUGCCCAUCGUGGGGUCCUUCAUGUGGAUGUUCAGUGACUGGGACUGAUCAAUGAAGGCACCUCGAUCAGCAGCCAUCUGAACGACCUGGCGCUGAGAGAUCUCCCAAACGGUCUUAUACAGAGCCUUGACAUCGGCAGGGAUGUUGGGAAUGUUCUGAAUGGAACCAUUCUCAGCAAUGAUGCGGUUCUUCAUAGCAUCGGACCACAGACCCAUGUCGACAAGGUCCUUGAGCAGCCAGGGGUUGACAACCUGGAACUCACCAGCGAGAACACGUCGUUGGUAGAUGUUGGAGGUGUAGGGCUCGAAGCACUCGUUGUUGCCCAGAAUCUGGGAGGUACUGGCAGUAGGCAUAGGAGCAAGGAGCAGACUGUUACGGAUGCCGUGUGUCUUGACUUCCUCUCGAAGAGUCUCCCAGUCCCAGAGGUCAGAGGGCUUGACGUUCCACAUGUCGAACUGGAGGAUACCCUCAGAGGCGGGGGAACCUUUGAAGGUGGAAUAGGGACCCUCCUCCUUAGCCAGCUGCACGGAGGCAGUGAGGGCAGCGUGGUAAAUGGUCUCGAAGAUCUGCUUGUUGAGCUCACGAGCCUCCGGUGACUCGAAGGGCAUGCGCAGAGCAAGGAAAGCAUCGGCAAGGCCCUGAACACCAAGACCAAUGGGUCGGUGGCGCAUGUUACUGUUGCGAGCCUCCUGGACAGGGUAGUGGUUCACAUCGAUGAUCUUGUUCAGGUUGCGAACAACAACCUGACUGACCUUGUGCAACUUCUUGAAGUCGUAGCAAGCCUCAUCGUAGUUGAUGAAAGAGGGCAGAGCCAGAGAGGCAAGGUUGCAGACAGCGACCUCGUCAGGGGCACAGUACUCAAUAAUUUCAGUGCACAGGUUGGAGCUUCGGAUGGUACCGAGGUUCUUUUGGUUGCUCUUGCGGUUGCAGGCAUCCUUGUAGAGCAUGAAUGGGUUUCCGGUCUCAGUCUGGGCCUCAAGAAUGGCGUACCAAAGUUUCUGAGCCUUGAUAGUCUUGCGACCCUUGCCCUCCUUCUCGUACUUUUCGUACAGAGCCUCGAACUCCUCUCCGUAGCAGUCGGCGAGGCCAGGGCACUCGUUGGGGCACAUCAGCGUCCAGUCACCGUUCUUUUCAACACGCUUCAUGAAAAGAUCAGGGAUCCAAAGGGCGAGGAAAAGGUCACGGGCACGGACCUCCUCUUUACCGUGGUUCUUACGGAGAUCAAGGAACUCGAAGACAUCAGAGUGCCAAGGCUCGAGGUAGAUGGCAAAAGCACCGGGUCGCUUGUUGCCACCCUGGUCGACAUAGCGAGCAGUGUUGUUGAAGACACGAAGCAUAGGAACAACACCGUUCGAUGUACCGUUGGUACCGGCGAUGUAGGAGCCAGUAGCACGGAUACGGUGCACGUUCAGACCAAUACCACCAGCCAUCUUGGAGAUCAUGGCACAGGUCUUGAGAGUAUCGUAGAUUCCCUCAAUACUGUCGUCCUUCAUAUCAACCAAGAAGCAAGAUGACAAUUGGGGCUGAGGGGUGCCGGCGUUGAAGAGCGUGGGAGAAGCAUGUGUGAAGAAUUUGCUGGACAUCAGGUUGUAUGUCUCCAAGACUCGCUCGAUAUCAUCACCCCAAAUACCAACAGACACACGCAUGAUCAUGUGCUGAGGGCGCUCGACAAUCUUACCGUCAAUCUUGAGGAGGUAUGAUCGCUCCAAAGUCUUGAAGCCAAAGUAUUGGUAUUGGAAAUCGCGGUCAUAGACAAUGGCAGAGUCCAACUCCUCCUUAUGUCGCAUGACGCACUCAUAAGUCUCCUUGGAGAUCAUGGGUGAUGGUCGGCCGUUCUUUGGGUUCACAUAGUGGUAGAGGUCGCUCACAACAGCGGACCAUUGCUUCUUGGUCUGCUUGUGAAGGUUGGAGACGGCAAUACGGGCCGCGAGGAUGGCAUAGUCGGGGUGUGUGACGGUCAUGUACGCAGCAGUCUCAGCGGCCUAGUGAUCAAUUAGCUGGUGUCUGGAGCAGCCAUGAUGAGCGAGUCACUUACAAGAUCGUCCAAUUGCACGGUGGUGACACCGCCGUAGACACCGGAGAUAACCUUCUGGGUGAUGGCAACGGGGUCAACGUGGUCCAUGUCAAGACCAUAACACAGUCUCGAGACACGAGCAGUGAUCUUGUCGAACUGAACACGUUCUUGGCGCCCAUCUAAUGAGCAAGUCAGUCAUCAUGAGUUCUUAUGUUGUCAGGUCAUACAUACCUCUCUUUCUGACGAACAUGAUGGCGGGUGAGGAAGGAUAAGGCGGGGAGGUCGGAUUUGAGCUUAUAGCAGGAUCUACUCCUGCUGAUAGAAGAGAUUAAAAGGCAAAGAGCGUCUGAAGGGUAUUGACGCUUCCGUGAAAGAGAACGUGAGAAUUAUUAUAAAAUUCGUCGUAUUUUGUUGUGGUUGUUGAGGAGAUGAGAGAAGCAAAUUUCGCGUGGAUGGUCGAGGUGGUUUUAAGGGAGGCGCGUCCAGAGACGCGACGCCAAGUUCUUAGCGCGACAAACAGUGACAGGCAUCGCCGCAAUCCAUUAAAAAAAGCCCCGCCCAAAACCUGAGGCAACGCCCCGUUUGAUGCUUUGACUGGUAGAUAUGGAGGGUUAUGCUGGUGAUUGGAGGGAGUUAUAGGGAUUCACUUGACUCGCAUGAGUUUAACAAGGACAGGAGUAUCGUAAUUCGUGGUUAUCUCAUUCACUUUACGCCUGCAAUGAGCCAAAACUCUUCCCCCCCUUUCCCACAUCGCGUCCUCGCGUCCCCUAGUCAUUUUGCGUUGCUGCAGCGCUUGGUGGGGUUCAUGGGGGGCAGACAACGGCGCGAAAUCACGUGAGAUCCAUGCAAAUUAAUAAUUGUCUUUGGUAGCUCUCGUAAGCAGGAGAACAUCCCGUGGAAUUAACUGAGCUUGGACCUUGGACUGAGGUUGACGGGAGGAUGAGACCUUGAACGAAAACGUAGAUCAAAGAGCCAAUCAUCGUCGGGAACCAAGACUACCUUCCUGUUUUCCGUUUUUGAGUCUAAAAAAAGGCAGCUAGAGAUUACGGUUGCGAGGCAGCAACAAGCCAGUGACUCACGCUCGAGUCAAGCAAGAGACGUUUAAGAUCAAUGACAUCGAGACCUCUCUUUCACUGUUUUCAAUCUUCAGCAAGAAUUGGUUUCAGGACGUCAAGUCUCAGAUUUCAAGCCUCACAAUUCCGCAAUAUGGCUUCUUCACCAACGCCUCAGCCCGUUGAGGGCUCCAGUUACAAACCUAGAUACAUCGAUAUUGGCAUCAACUUGACCGAUCCCAUCUUCCGAGGCAAAUACCACGGCAAAGAGCGACACCCCGACGAUCUCGAUGCUAUUAUCGGAAGAGCCCGUGAAGUUGGUUGUACAAAACUUAUAGUGACCGGCUCAGACCUUGGCAACUCUCGAGAUGCCCUAACCCUUGCCAGAGAGUAUGCCGGAACUAUCUUCGGGACUGCAGGCAUUCAUCCCUGUAGCAGCUCCGUCUUCAGUGAAGCGGGUCCUUCUCACGAGUCUGAGCACACAACACCAUGUGAUCCCGAUCCUUCAGCUCCAGUCUCGGAAGAGCACCCCCCUUGCCCAACAAAGACUGGUAAACUCAUCAGAGACUUGACUUCUUUGGUGAAAGAGGCCCAAGCAUCAGGUCAGAAGAGCCUUGUGGCUAUGGGUGAGUUUGGGCUUGACUAUGAUCGACUGCAUUACUGCUCGAAGAGCAUCCAGCUCCAUUCCUUCGCAGCUCAGCUCCAGGUUGCUGCGUCGAUAUCUCCUCAGCUCCCCUUGUUCCUCCACUCUCGCGCGGCCCACAAUGACUUUGUUCGGCUUCUGAAGGAGGCUUUUGGUGAGAAGCUAGAGAAGUUGGAGAAGGGCGGCGUAGUGCAUAGUUUCACUGGCACAGCUGAGGAGAUGCGCGAGUUGAUGGACUUGGGUCUAUACAUUGGUAUCAAUGGAUGCAGCUUCAAGACUGUAGAGAACUGCGCUGUUGUCAAGGAAGUUCACCUCGACCGUCUUAUGAUUGAGACCGAUGGACCAUGGUGUGAGGUGCGACCAAGCCACGAGGGCUACAAGUAUCUGAUCGAGAAGAAAGAGACGCCUAAUUCCGAGAACCAACAGAGUGGGACUGCUGCUACCGCUGAAUCUGCACAAAAACCGCAAAAGCAGUCGAAGAAGAACCAGAAGAAAGAGCCGGAGGUCCCGGAACGAUACAAGACUGUCAAGAAGGAGAAGUGGGAAGAGGGAGCCAUGGUGAAGGGGCGCAACGAACCCUGCAAUAUCGAGCGUGUCGCCAAGAUCAUCGCAGGUAUCAAGGGAGUUAGUAUCGAGGAAGUUUGUGAAGCCGCAUGGAAGAACACAGUGACAGUUUUCGGACUUGAAGAGAGCUAAGAAUUGGCUGAUCAGUCAUGUUGUCAUGGGGGUAUCAAAUAGAGAAGAAAGACAUAGACCAUGCGCCGUUAUAGAUCCAACAUUUGUUUCACAUCCCUGAGCCCUUGUAUCCACGUAUUCUUCCAUGCCUCACAAGUCCUGUUGUUACUCCCUCUUCUCCUGUCAUCCACCCCGGCAUCCGCUCUCCAUCUAUUAUGCCAGCCUCUACAAGUUGCCGUACGCCAGCCCAUACAUGUGUUCCAGAAAAUGUAACUUUGAUAGUUGGUGUCCAUCGAUCUGAAGAGAUGGUAUCGUCGUUGUCUUCUUCUGCUGUGAUAUUCGCCUCUCGAAUAACGGCCGUAAUCUUGCUCUUUCGUCGAUUCUUGCUCCCUGCCGUGGCGUCAUCUUCAUUCUCUUCUGUAUCGCCAGUAUCUUCACUUGUAGAAGGAAAUGGAUCCUGUAUGAUGAUGUCAACCUUUUCCACUCCUUUACCAUCCGUGACAAAACCCGAAUCGCCGAACCGAGCCUUGGCAACCAAUUUCGAUUUCUUUGCAACUCGUUCAGAUUCAGUGAAUGACACUCCCCGCUUGAGGCUGAGACUUGAGGACGAUGAUUCUCGAGAUAGUGGUGGAGUUGGAAUAACGGUAUCCAAUGGAGAUAUCUUUGUGGCCUCAUUGGAGUAGAUGCUCCAGCCACCUCCUGCGGAGUUUGUGCGUCCAGAUCCCUUCUUUUCUAGAAGUGCAUCCAAGUUCUUGCUUUGAAGGUUUCCUGAUUUGAGAGUGUAUCGUUCACGUGGGCGUGAGAGAGCCUUGGGUACCCCAUCCACGAUUAAGCUAUGUAAACUCUUAGACUCUCCUGAGCCACUGUUGCCUGUAGCUUGCGAUUUCGUAAUGUACAAAGCAGGUGAUCCAUCGGGAAACGCAAUGUACACUGUCCUUGAAGAGUCGAAGUUUGUUGCUGUGCCAUUUGGGUUCCGACUUGAAAGAGCAAAGUCCGUGUUGUAGGGCGAAUCUAUGACGAAAAUGCGCAGUAGUAGAACAGGUAUGGCUGUAGGUCGGUGAAAGUGAUAAUGUGCCUUGACGUCAGGUAGCACAUGGGUUUGAAGGUUUUGGAGAAACGUUGAUGGAUGAAACCGAGGUAUUGUCAAACUUUCUUGGUCGACUCUGAGCACCUGGUCCUCGCCGGCAUCUUGAGAAGGCUGCUUAAGAGGCAGAAUCUGAUAGGCUGACCAUUUUUGAGAUGUUGGGUUCUGUUCGAAAUAGGCCAUAUCGGCCAUGGCUAGUUGAAAUAAUGUCAGGCCAAGUCUCCAAUCGCCCUCAACAAUACGGCUGACAACAUCUCUUUUUGACCCUUUUUGUUGCUGCAUAUCGAAAUAAAGUUGUUGUAAUUCGUCAAUAGUUUGACAGGGAGGGUAAAGAUCGUCAUUUUCUUCAUCGUCGUCUUCAUCCCUCCUCUCAAUGUAAGGAAUAGAAUUCGGGAGACUCUCAUCGUCAAGCCAGUCUAGUGCCAGGGAAAUAAGAGACUCUCGUGAGAGUCUAUUGAGACUCUUGACAACAGCAGGAUUAGAUGCAUCAACUCGUAAUGAUGACGGAAGCCUGGCUUUUGUUGGGAUAGAGUAGCGGGCCAUUGUUGUUUGUUUGGUUGUUUGUGUUUACAAUGGUAAAGUCACAGUAACCAUUUGAGAUGUUGAACGAGGCAUGCGUUGAGAAACACCGCAAGGCUGCCCCCUUAAUUGACGUCUAACUGGGUUGGGUUGAUUAAUUAGCCCUUUAGACAGAUUAAGUUGAUAAACAGUGCUUGAACGCUUCGAUAAGACGCGAUAUUCGCUUUGGAAUCGCGUCUCAAACCAAUCCAACCAAGGGCAAUUGAAUGCACGGACCAGUAACGAUCUCGGACAGAGACAUCUCAUACACCGAUCACGUGCUUUAUCACGUGAUAUACAGCCACUAUCUUCCUACAACCUGAACUACGGAUUUGAGGAUUCACAGCGUAUUCUGGAUGUGUGAGACACUCGAUAUGCUUGGAUAGCUUCAGAGUGCAUUUGCCGCUUUUCUUCGGGAUAAAAUGCUCCUCUCAUAAGAAGUCGAAACAACGACUCGGCUCUAACGAUGGGUCGACUCGGACAUGAUCGUGG